AAACAAUUAAUUAGUCGCCAAGUCAGUUUUACUUAUAUUUAAAAGUAUUUUGGAAACAUUUUCUCGGAGUUCUUUGUUCUUAAUUAAUUUAAUUAAAACAGUGAGAAUGGACGGCAAUAGAGUGAUAAGCUCCAUAUCUCCGGAGAUCGGAGGUAAAAAGGGAAGUGCAGGCUGCCAAUGCGAAUUAGGUCGCGACAAAUUAUUGACCGCACCACCAUACCGUCCGUGUCCCAUACAAGAUGAUGUACCAAAAUCACGCUUUUCUACCGCCCCUUGUCGUCGGGAUUUCAAGGAGUACAAAUGUCCCGUCAGCCAUACACUGGUCACUUUCAAAUCUCCAAUGCAUCCUAAAGAAGCAUUCAGCAAAGUCUUCCCAAGUAAUACGCCUAUAAAAUUUGUAAAGCGUAAAUUGGCAAAACUGCUAUCUGUUUCCAAUAGCAAUUUACUGCUUACUAUAAAUAGGAGCAUACUUAAGGAAACUAGUUUGCUAUCCAACUUGAAAACUGACGCUCACGGCAAUUUGACGGUCGACGUUUACACAAAGGAUUCCGAAAAGUUUGCUUUGUCAUCCAUACCCAAAGAGAAUUACGUUCAUGAACUUCUUCAGUCGAUCUUGCCGAAGAAAAAAGCUCUGCCUUUUAUAGCGAUAAAAUUUAGAAUACGAAAUCAAACGAGCCUUUUUACACGAUCGUAUCAUUCUGCUAUAAAAAUACAUGAGAUAAAAAAGAAUUUGGCUGGACUAUUUCAAGUAGCCCCUGAAAACCUAGUAUUAUUACGCGGUGAAAAUCCGCUGAAAGAUCGAAUGGCACUUUCUGAUCUGGACUAUAACAAAUAUGGAAUAGUUGAAGUCGAAUUGCUUACAAAAGAUACUAAGAAAUUAAACUUGGACAAGUUGUAUAAAGAGCUUCCAUCGAGUGAUAUCUUAGCGGUGACCGUGCCAUUUGGUACCGGCUUAAGGCAACUAAAUGUCGAAGUAUUCUCAAGACCAAUCGAAAAACCUUUCCUAGGUGGUUUUAAAAAUAUACAUACAGGUGUUAUAUAUCAUCAUGCUUUUACACAAACACCUCAAAAGCCGGAGAAAGUAUCGCCGGAAAGAAAAAAUUGCAGAGAUACUCAGACUGCUGAAGAAAUCGAAAGAGUUCUGGAAACCAAUUACAGUCGAUCUACACAGAUGGCCACCGAGAAAGUGUAUAUUCCAAGUGUGACUGAUAAAAUCAUAAUCCCGAAACGAUAUGAGACUUACGAAGAGAAGAUAGCGCGGUUGAAUCACAAACAUUACGCCACUAUUAUACAGCGCGCCUUCAGACAUCACCAGUUUAGACAGAAGGUGGAAAGAUGGCUUAAAGAGUGCAAAGAAAGAAUAAGGAGGAUGCAGGAAGAAGAUAGACUGGAACGCGAGGCUAUGGAGAGGCGCUUACGACGAGACCUCAUCACUAGGACCUUUCCUAAGACACGUGAAGACUUCGAUCAGCUCUACGCAAUGGUUGAUCGAUGGAAACAUGGAGAAAUAUCAAGAAUAUCGCGGCUGCAUUCAAAAGGUCCCAAGAUUGCGGAAUUUACUCUCCUUUUGGAUAAAGAAGUUGAGCUCCUGCGAUGCAUAGAAGCUUAUAGACUUAAAGUGAGAGAAGACAGUCGUAAGACAAAAGAUAAAAAGUUCUUGGAGGAAAUAUCAAAACCAGUCGCUUGGUUCGGCAGAGACGGUAAACUAAUUACAAUGGAUACCAUAGAAAUACAAAAGGCAAGAAAGCUUAAAGAAUUAUAUAAUUCUUUUUUACGCACCGAUUUGGAGGUGAAUGAAAGGAUCGAGCUCCUCGUUGAUAUGAAAGCUGCUCUUCAAGAAUUUUCCCAUGACCUGGUCGACGAAGUUAUGGCUCUAUUGGAUAGAGAGUGCGAUCUUCUUGUAAGAAGAUGCGACGAUCAUCAAUUGGAGUUUCUGAGACGAAGAAUCUCCGCAAGCGUUUUACAGGUAAUCAAAACGUCGGAGCUAAAUUCGGGCGUGACAAAGUGUAAAGAUAUUAGAGAUUACCAGAAGAUGGAGGAAGGAAGAUUGUACUUGUGUGAAAUGUGCAAUCAAGUAAAAUUACACACGGAGUUCCCGUUGAAUGCAAAAAUGAGUGGAUUCCUCGUGUGCAUGUCGUGCUCUUGGAAGGACGUCACCGAGAGACUUUGGAUCGACAUGACUCCUUACAGAUUCAUUCUUCGGGCCGUACAGCGUGAGGAGAGGCGCCGUAAAUGCUGGGGAUCGUUGGCAUUCGUCCUACAAGAAAAGGACGUAUUCUUUAUCGUGGAGAAACUCUGGCACUCUCACUCUGCUAUCAGCGAGUGUGCCGACAUGUCUCUGUUGAGACUUUGUCGUUGGCACGUCGGUGAGGAUUGGGCUCCGUGGAACUGUUUCCUGGUCACCGUUGAAGAAAUGAAGGAGCAUUUGAAGUUGGAAAAUCCGGAGGCGGUAUACGAUGAGGAGCUGAUAAGUAAGGUAGCUAACAAGCACAAGCUCGCACGCGCCAACUUUGAGCAGCUGAUAUCUAUCAACAAACGCUUCACUGAGAGCGGCGACUGGCAAGGCAUACGGGCACCAGCGGUCGCGCACGUGAACGCCGUUGAUCGCAUUACUUUGGGUAAAUUUGCAGAGCUUUAACUUAUAUUAAUCAUGUUGAUUCCUUUAUUUCAUAUAAUCGAUUGUUUAAGACGUCAAAUGUAAAGAUGGCAAGACUUAUCUUUAACUGUACGUUAUUCGUUUACUAUUUACACAAUCGGGCCCUUUUUAUACUGGAAUACGAAUUGCUAUGAGACAACCGAUUGCUUAUUUUAUUGUAAUGCUUCAAUUAAUAAUUACGUUCGUUAGUAUUUGUAUCUUUUUACACAUUACACGUAGAUAUAGCAAUGACUACGAUUCAAUACGAGUCUCAUCACUAAGCUUAUUAGAUCUCAAGUAUAGUGAGACAUCGCGAGCUAAGAAAUGAUAGAAAAUUUGACCGUCUUAUAGUGGUUCGGUUGCUUAAUAAUCGCUUUUUAUAGAAAUUGUUAUUGCUUUACGAAAUGAGGAUUGUAAAUCAUUUUAUCUAUUUCAAUAUUAUGAUCAGAAUCGAUUUAUAUAAACUAAAUCAUUUUAAUAUAUUU
This is a messenger RNA of Papilio polytes (common Mormon), 3120 nucleotides long. Its product is annotated as IQ and ubiquitin-like domain-containing protein. The transcript has 5 exons. NCBI's taxonomy places the organism in Eukaryota, Metazoa, Arthropoda, Insecta, Lepidoptera, Papilionidae. The record is from RefSeq and is a predicted model, not a curated record. Gene Ontology annotation, biological process: cilium assembly. The coding region runs from base 107 to 2638 and encodes 843 amino acids. Gene Ontology annotation, molecular function: protein binding. Gene Ontology annotation, cellular component: motile cilium; acrosomal vesicle.